Molecule: messenger RNA, 1531 nt
Organism: Trichomycterus rosablanca
Lineage: Eukaryota; Metazoa; Chordata; Actinopteri; Siluriformes; Trichomycteridae
Gene: cytip
Product: cytohesin 1 interacting protein
Exons: 8
Coding region: 28-1086 (352 amino acids)
Molecular function (GO): protein binding
Source: RefSeq, a predicted model, not a curated record
GGCAGCGGCAGCUAUGAGUGCAGGCAGAUGGACUGCAGGACCAUGACGUCUAACAGGAAUCGGAAGGCUUCUCUGUGCCAGCAGAAGAGCCUGGACACUUACUUUCCAGACGGUUGCCCGAAAAAGGGUCUGCGGUGGAGACGGGGGUCUUUAAAUCGUGGGAAACAGUGUAGAGGUGAAGAAGACCCCACGGGGACGCUGACACGGGGACGGAAUCAGUUGAACCGCUCGUAUUCCAGCUCUCUGGUGGACUACACAGACCCCCAGAGAACGACGGUUGUGCUGGAAAAACAAGAUAAUGAAGCUUUUGGUUUUGAAGUUCAGACGUACGGGCUGCAGUCCGGACAGAGCAGCGAGCUGGAGAUGUGCACCUUCGUUUGCAGCGUUCAGGAGGGCAGCGCAGCCGAGACAGCGGGCCUGACCACCGGUGAUAUCAUCCUGACAGUGAAUGGCAUCAGCAUUAAAGAAUUCAACCAUCAGCGCAUCGUCGAGCUGAUCAGAAAGUCCAUCAACAUGUUAAAGAUAGAGACGGUCAGCGGCAGCGUGGUCAAGAGAAUCGAACUGGAGAAGAAACUGCGCUUACUCAAGCAAACACUGCACGAGAAAUGGGUGGAACUGCAGGCGCUCACCCUGCAGGAAAAGCGUCUUACUCGAGGAAACCUAAACGUCAGCUCCGAGCAUCCUUCGAUAGACUCCCUUAUGUCCCUCAUGUCCCCCACCGGUCGGUGUGGUCAGCGCUUCUCCAGCGACAGCAGCUGUCUGAGUAUGGUGACGGACGACGGCGAAGACGCCGCCUUCCAUUCUUCAGUGUUCGAUGACUUCGGUUCAUGCAGCCCCACCAGACCGGACUUCCUGAGCCUGUUCCAGCAGGACGGGCCCCCGGCGAGGCCGACCCUGUCCCGAACCCGCAGCAUCAGCAGCAGCAGCAGCAGCUGCCAGUCCCCGACGUACGACAACGGCCGAGCCUUGACGUCCAGCUCACUGUUCGGGACGCUGCCACGGAGAGGAAGGAAGACGAGCAUGAGGAAAAACCUGCUGAAGUAUUUACCCGGCCUGAACCACUCGGUCGAGGAGGAGGCCAACUGAGACCACGGUACAGGAGUGAUGAAUGUGUAAAAAGUGGACUGAUGUUCCAGAGACUUUGAGACGUUAUGACGUUUUAUGUAUAUUUCAUGCAUUUUAGAAUGGCUGGUUUACUGGUACCAGUGGUGUAGAACUGACCCCUCAAUGGCUUGAGUCUAACAGAUCGAGUCACACAUUAGCAUUACACACUUCUGCAUCUCACUGUCAAAAAAAAAAAAGUGAUGAGAAGACAGAGCAGGGUGCAGAAUAAGGCGUGGUCACACACUUGCACACUGCUGCGAGUGAAACUAAAGAUCUGAGUGUCUUAAUGCUUAUUCUUUUCUGUUUGAUAAACAGUUUUACACUUUCAGGCUGCAUGACAGGAAAAGUACAGGGGUUUCUCCAAACGGUACUGAGUGGAAUGAAAAUCUUAAUGCUCUUUAAGGAAUAAAGCAGCUAUCUGUGGGUA